Molecule: messenger RNA, 207 nt
Organism: Cylicocyclus nassatus
Lineage: Eukaryota; Metazoa; Nematoda; Chromadorea; Rhabditida; Strongylidae
Source: the annotation of a GenBank genome assembly
AUGGCUGAUUUUGGUGUUCUUCUGUUAGGUCUUUUACUAACAGUGCCAUUUUUCACGGAUUAUUUUGGCUAUAUCUAUCUUGUUAAUGGUCAUUAUUGGUAUUUUGACUUCAACAAGCCGUACACCUAUCUAUACAAUUCUUUAAACCUGAUACUGCAAGUACCAUGUUCUGAAUCAGGAAAAAUUCAAUACUGCUUGAUUUUUUGA